This is a messenger RNA of Pseudomyrmex gracilis, 2346 nucleotides long. RefSeq names its product nucleolar GTP-binding protein 2 (gene Ns2). Gene Ontology annotation, cellular component: nucleolus. The transcript has 2 exons. Gene Ontology annotation, molecular function: GTP binding. The record is from RefSeq and is a predicted model, not a curated record. The coding region runs from base 118 to 2271 and encodes 717 amino acids. NCBI's taxonomy places the organism in Eukaryota, Metazoa, Arthropoda, Insecta, Hymenoptera, Formicidae.
ACUAACUUAAUUCGGUCCACUGAGCUAUUUUUGCACCAAACCAACCUCUUCUCUCUCUGAUAUUAUUUAAUAAGAGCCAUUUCUUACACCGUAACAGAGUAAUUUAUUAGUGGCACAAUGGGUAAAUCACACACUACUGUAAAGACUCCGCGAAAGCAGGGUUUCAAUCCUUCAAAUCACAGUAUGAAUCCUGAUCUUCCUAGAAAAGGACUGAAAGGAGUUGCUAAACCAAGAACUAAAGCAACUAUUAAGAGAUUGCAGAUGUAUCGCAAUCAAAAACCAAAACGUAAUCGUUCUGGAAAAAUCAUCAGUCCUGCGCCUUUUCAAGGCUGGAAUCCUUCUGGUACUAUGUCUCGCGUGGAACCAUCUCAGAAGUGGUUUGGCAAUUCUAGAGUUAUAUCGCAAAAUGCUCUGCAAAAAUUCCAAAACGAGUUGGGAGCUGCUAUAAAGGACCCAUAUAAAGUGGUUAUGAAACCCACUCAACUUCCUGUAACAUUACUUCAGCAGAAGGCAGCAAAUGAGAGAGUACAUCUGUUAGAUACAGAAAGUUUUGAAAGCGUAUUUGGCCCGAAGAAGGUUCGGAAAAAACCUAAUCUGGCAGUAACGUCGUACGACGAAUUGACAAAAAUAGCCGAGGAAAAAGAGGAUGCUUAUAACAAGGAAAAACACUCCAAAGAUCACGAUCUUAUUCGCGAGGACACCGGUAUCAAGGAUGCUCAGAGAGAUUGGGUCAUGGCAGCUGGACAAAGCAAGAGAAUAUGGAACGAGCUAUACAAGGUCAUAGACUCCUCCGAUGUUGUUCUGCAAGUAUUGGAUGCCAGAGAUCCAAUGGGGACAAGAUCCCCACCUGUGGAAAAAUAUCUGAAAACUGAGAAGCCUCACAAACAUUUAAUAUUCAUAUUAAAUAAAGUGGAUUUGGUGCCGACAUGGGUUACGCAAAGAUGGGUGAAGAUACUAAGCCUAGAAUACCCGACGGUUGCUUUCCACGCGUCUCUGACGCAUCCUUUCGGUAAGGGUUCUCUAAUAAAUUUAUUGAGGCAAUUCGCAAAAUUGCACGUCGACAAAAAGCAGAUCAGCGUAGGUUUCAUAGGAUAUCCUAACACGGGUAAAAGUUCCAUUAUAAACACUUUGCGCUCCAAAAAAGUCUGCAAAGUAGCCCCCAUCGCUGGGGAGACAAAAGUAUGGCAAUAUAUAACUUUGAUGCGACGUAUCUAUCUGAUAGAUUGUCCCGGCGUUGUCUAUCCAUCAGCGGAAACCGAUACAGAGAAAGUGCUCAAAGGCGUUGUGAGAGUGGAACUUGUUCAGAAUCCAGAAGACUACGUUGCCUCUGUUCUGGAAAGAGUGAAAUCCGAAUAUUUACGUAAAACGUACAAUAUAAACGAAUGGACGGAUCAUAUUGAUUUUCUGGAGAAAUUGGCGCGUCGAAGCGGCAAACUGUUGAAGAAAGCAGAACCCGAUAUCGCAACCGUGGCCAAAAUGGUACUAAACGACUGGCAACGCGGCAAAUUGCCAUUUUAUGUUCCGCCGGCAGGAUUUGAAGAACCAUUGUCGAGGCAAACAGUUAAUCCCAACGAGUCAGUUAUCAGACAAGAUAACGAACCAAUUGUCGUUUGUAAUGAAGAGAUAAAUAAAAAUGAUAAUGUAACAGAAAUAACCAACCCGAUAACGGUUGCGCAAGAUUUCAGAAAAAUACGCGUUGGCUUGCUCUAUUCAGGAGACGAUCAACAUGCUUUGGAGCAGGAUAAAUCUUUCGACGAAAGCGUGGAGAGCAAGUCGGAAAUAGAUUCGGAUUCGGAAGACUCGGAAGUAGAAGAUGACUCGUAUGCAAGGAUCGAUGAAUCUGACACGAUCUCACACAAACUAAAAACUGUACGUACUCAGGAAGAUAAAGAAAAUUUAUCUAACACUGAUAUUGUUUCUGAAAAUAAUGAUAAGAAUGCAGAUAAAAAAGACUCAGAUAUGGAUGAAGACAACAAUUACUCGGAAAUCCGUUUGCCCAUUGAACAAGAUAAUCUAAAGCAGAGCAUAUUCGACGCGACAAAUAAUGAUUAUAAUUCUAGCGACAGUGAAAUGACCAAGGCAAUAGUCUCAGGUGGCGAUUCAACGUCUUCCCAGAAGAAACUGAGAGAAAAAAACUUAACUAGUAAGCAACGAAGGGCAAUAGAACGCGCUAGUAAAAGAAAGAAGAUAGGUAGUAAUUUCUACGAGGUGAAGAAUGUAAAGAACAGAAAUAGAAACAGGAAAGUUCCAAAAACGAAGAGGAAGAAAUGAAUCAAUCUGUUUGAAUAUAAAGCGCGAGAAAUUCAUCAGGUAGAGGAAAUUAAAUAUAUAAAAAAUUUAAUUUUA